Molecule: messenger RNA, 1741 nt
Organism: Capsicum annuum
Lineage: Eukaryota; Viridiplantae; Streptophyta; Magnoliopsida; Solanales; Solanaceae
Product: serpin-ZX
Exons: 2
Coding region: 343-1545 (400 amino acids)
Molecular function (GO): serine-type endopeptidase inhibitor activity
Source: RefSeq, a predicted model, not a curated record
AGAUUAUACCAGAUGGACGAUAAACAAAAAAGAAUAAGAAGCAUUUGCUUAAUUUUCAAGCUACGUGCUUACUGAUCCAUCUCUUAUCCAAUAAAUAAAUAACAAAAUGCUGACUCUACUUAGCUUGUUUAGAGUGUCUUACGUGUGCUCACUUCCUUCUUGUGUAAACGCAAUCUUCUGAGAAUCAAGUUUGAUGGUCAGUCAUUUUCUUUAUUCGCCAUUUGUUGGUUUUAUGGAAUUGAUUCAAGUAAGAAAUCCUAUAUGUUAAGUAACAGUUAUUUUGUAUAUAAAUCCUUCCAAAGCUUUCACCUUUGAUAUCAUGGUGGUGCAACAAAACUCAUCAUGGGACUCACUCACUCUCACUCUCACUCUCAUUGUCAAAAAAUGAGUGAGUCAAUCACUACCCAGACGGACGUUUCUUUCAUGCUUGCUAAGCAUGUCUUUUCCAAUGAGAUUAAAGAUGAUACCAACCUCGUGUUCUCUCCUCUCUCAAUUCAAAUAGUACUAGGCCUGAUUGCUGCAGGCUCAAUGGGGCCAACUAAGGACCAGCUGCUCUGUUUCCUCAAGGCCAAAUCUAUCGAUGAACUCAACUCUCUUUAUUCUCAUCUUGUCAAUAUCAUCUUUGUUGAUGGCAGCCCCAAUGGAGGUCCGCGUUUGUCUAUUGCUAAUGGCGUUUGGAUCGACCAAACAUUCCCUCUUAAGCCGUCUUUUAAAAAGGUUGUUGAUAAAGUGUACAAGGCUACUUCAAAUUGUAUUGAUUUUCAGAACAAGGCUACUGAGGUCCCCAAUCAAGUCAAUCAGUGGGCUAAAAUGAAGACAAAUGAUCUCAUCAAAGAGAUUCUUCCUCAUGGCACAGUAAACAAUAUGACAAGGCUCAUCUUUGCGAACGCUCUAUAUUUUAAAGGAGCGUGGAAUGACAAGUUCAAUGCUUCGGAUAUGAAAGACCAUAAAUUCCACCUCCUCAGAGGAGGGUCUAUUAAAGCACCUUUCAUGACCAGCAAUAAGAAGCAAUAUGCAGUAGCCUUUGAUGGCUUUAAAGUGUUGGGACUUCAUUAUAAACAAGGCAGAGAUGCGCGAUGUUUCUGUAUGUAUAUCAUUUUGCCAGAUGCCCGUGAUGGAUUACCAGCUUUAAUAGACAAAAUCAGUUCAUCACCGGGAUUUUUAAACCACCACCUUCCGUGUGUAAAGGUUAAAAUGAGCAAGUUACUUAUCCCUAAGUUCAAAACAACUUUCAGUUUUGAAGCAUCUACGGUUCUUAAGGGACUUGGUGUCACGUCGCCUUUCUGUGGUGGUGGCCUCACUGAGAUGGUGGAUUCCCCUUUAGCUGGGAGGCUGUUUAUUUCACAGAUAUUUCACCAAUCUUUCAUUGAGGUAAACGAGGAAGGAACUGAAGCUGCAGCUGUUACAGCUAGUGUAAUUGAGCCUAGGUCAAUUGAGGAGGAAAUCGACUUUGUUGCUGACCAUCCAUUCCUGUUCCUUAUAAGAGAUGAUUCUACUGGUGUCGUGUUGUUCAUAGGGAGCGUGUUGAAUCCUCUAACUAGUUAAUUUAGUGCAUUUUGCAUGAACUGUAUAAAGGUUUGUAAAGAAGGAUAGUUCUAUAAUGGAAAAAUUUAAGAGAGGUGUUAUGUAUCUAAAUAUCCAGUGUAUCUGUUUAAUGAGAGGUAUUAUGUAUCUAAAUGACCAGUUUCAUGAUGUGUGUACUAUUUUGACGAGAUCUUAAUUAGUUGUGCUUUAUUUUCGA